AUGAAAUUUAACGUUUUUAAAUAUUUAACUUUAAUAUUUAGCUUGGGAAUUUACUCUUUUUCUUUUGUUUCUUCCCUUUUUCUGGCUAAUGGUUCAACUUUAAAGGACUUGUCUGCUGAAAUAUUUAAGCGUAUAGGUAGUGUGAUAAUUGACGCCUAUGAUACUCCUGCAACUGUUUACAUGAAGGAGCUUUUCAAUCACACUACGAGUGACUGUGAUAAAUGCUAUACGCACAUUUUUAACAUGGAAUAUCCCAGAAUGCUAUCAUCGCAAAUUUUUAAUAAGCCUGACCACUCAGUUAAUCUCUACAGAUUUGCUCUAAACAAGAAGAAACGUAAAAAACACUCAGAACGAUCUAAUUCUCAUACUAAACAUUCCGAUGCUAGUAAAAGACCUAAUGAGUAUAGUUAUUUAAAAUUCAAGUCUGAUGACGGAUCACAGAACCUUCAGCAGUACCUUUUAAACUUCGAAAAUAGUCAAUAUUUUGGUGAAAUUCAAGUGGGAACCCCGCCAAAAAGCUUCGUAGUCGUAUUUGACACCGGAUCAAGUCAAUUAUGGAUACCAUCAAAAGCAUGCCUCAAUCAUAGUUCAAAUGGUUGUGCAAGGCAUAGAAUGUUUGAUUCAUCUGCGUCUACUACUUAUGAACCCAUGAUGAAAGGUGAUGAAAUGAUGAGUGAAUAUAUCCGUUACGGUACCGGUGAAUGCGUACUGGCACUUGGAUUUGAUAACGUGAAAAUCGGGUCUCUAAAUGUGAAACACCAAUCAAUUGGAUUAUCUGUACUUGAAAGUGAGCAUCCGUUUGGCGAUUUGCCUUUCGAUGGGUUAGUUGGUCUUGGAUUUCCCGAUACUGAACUCAAAGAAUCAAAGAAACUCACUCCCAUAUUCGACUCGAUAAGAAAUCAGAAAAUAUUAAAGAGGAAUAUAAUAGCAUUUUACAUGUCAAAGGACAUUAAACAACCUGGGUCUCUUUCUUUUGGAAGCAUUGAUCCUAAAUAUGUACUUCCAGGACAUAAACCAUGGUGGUUUCCCGUUGUUAAAACUGAUUACUGGGAGAUUGAAGUAUCUUCCUUAUUGGUUGAUGGUGAACCUGUUCAGUUUGAUAGAAAAUAUAAUGCGGCAAUAGAUACUGGAAGUAGUUUAAUAUCAGGACCAUCAGAUGUGAUAAUACCUCUACUUGAAAAGAUUACUGUUGAAGAAGAUUGUUCUAACAUUGAUAAACUCCCACGUUUAUCAUUUGUAUUUUCAGAUGUCAUGGGAAGAAAAGUAAAAUUUGACCUUGAUCCUGAGGAUUACGUGUUAAAGGACGAAGUUGAGAAGGUGUGUAUGGUGGGAGUUCUGCCAAUGGAUAUGCCCGAGCCUAAAAAGCCUUUGUUUGUUAUAGGCGCAAACUUUCUCAGAAGAUACAUCUCAAUAUUCGACAGGGAUCAAAUGGUCGUUGGAUUAGUCCCGGCAUCACAUGAUCAAAAUAAUGAAAAUAAACAAGAACAACUCUCAGAUAAGUUCAAAGCGCCAGAUGACGCACAAAGAACUAGAAACUACUUCUACAUCGCCAUGGUAAUCCUGGCUCUAGUUGUCGGUCUUGGAUACUUUAUUUAUAACACAUAUCCUCCUCCACAAGAUCAAUUUUAAACUAAAACCCUU
Molecule: messenger RNA, 1641 nt
Organism: Theileria parva strain Muguga
Lineage: Eukaryota; Apicomplexa; Aconoidasida; Piroplasmida; Theileriidae
Gene: ctse-b
Product: Eukaryotic aspartyl protease family protein
Exons: 9
Coding region: 1-1629 (542 amino acids)
Biological process (GO): proteolysis
Molecular function (GO): aspartic-type endopeptidase activity
Source: RefSeq, a predicted model, not a curated record